Messenger RNA from Solanum stenotomum, 870 nucleotides. RefSeq lists its product as uncharacterized. Lineage: Eukaryota; Viridiplantae; Streptophyta; Magnoliopsida; Solanales; Solanaceae. The annotation marks the transcript as partial. The transcript has 5 exons. The record is from RefSeq and is a predicted model, not a curated record.
AAAAUGUGUUCAAAAAAAUUGAGAUUAAGUGAUGGAAGAAACUUAGCUUACAAAGAGAGAGGUGUUGCUAAGGAGAAAUCCAAUUAUAGAAUAAUCAUUGUUCAUGGCUUUAAUAGCUCCAAAGAAAGUGAAUUUCUUGCACCCCAGGAAAUGAUGAACAAAAUGGGGAUAUAUGUAGUACAAUAUGAUAGAGCUGGAUAUGGGGAAAGUGACCCAAACCCAAAAAGAUCCCAAAGGAGUGAAGCAUGUGAUAUUGAAGAAUUGGCUGAUCACUUACAAUUAGGAUCAAAAUUUUAUAUUAUUAGUAACUCCAUGGGAUCUUACCCAACUUGGAGUUGCAUCAAGCACAUUUCCCAAAGGUUAGCAGGUGUGGCAUUUGUUGUCCCCAUUGUAAAUUACCAAUGGCCAUCUCUUCCUCUCAAUCUUAUUGAGGAUGAUAAAAGGAAAAAAAAUUAUUGGUGGAUGAUGUUUCUUGCUAGAUAUGUUCCUAGAUCAUUGCUACAUUGGUUAGUAAUUGCAAAAUCAUCCACAUCUUCUUCAACCAAGAAUGUACCUGAAUUUGAAAUGGAAAAACUAAGGAGUAGAAGUGAUUUUGACAACCUUUGCAAUGAUUUCCUUGUGGCUUUUAGUAAGUGGGAUUUUGAUCCAUUGGAGCUAAUUAGUUGUCCUAUUCUUGAAAAUGGUCAAACUCUUAAAAAGUUUGUUGAUAUAAAUAAAAAGUCAUACUGGACUGCCCUCUCCAAGCUAGGAGUUGGUCCAUGUGACCUGGGCGAAGGCCUAGAUUUCAUGGAUCCUAGAGUGGAGGAGACUGCGUCAGGCUGGCUUCACAGAGCAACGAUUGCCUCCCGCUCUUCCCGCUCUUCGCAAUGA